CUGACAUUACGAGCCUUUCGCACAAAUUUCAAGUCAUUAUUCUAUGUAUACCACCUCCGAUCAUCUGCCAAAAUUUUGGUAUUUCGUCAGAGAAAUCAUGUAAUUAGGAAAUCGCAAUGGAAACUCCGACUGAGUGCCUGAUGUGCGGUCAACAUUUGGACAAGUUUCCUUCACAUCACUCUCCUCAGGCGCAUCGACAGUGUCACAGGCCGGGCAUAGGAAGACCCGCCAGGUACAGCGCCAAUGAAACGCCCACCUUGGGCAAUCAAGCGGGUGGAUGGCAUGGAGACGGCCACGGCGACGAAGAUAAAACAUUCGAAAGCUUAAUCGGAAUGACCAAAGAACAAUUUUACGCGCAUCAGUCGGAUCAGAAAAGGGACGGCCGUAAAAAAGCGAUGAGCGUACCGAAACCGAGAUUUCAUUUGUCCGUUUACUCGCGGGGACCCCUCAAAUGUCCCCAUAAAUCGUGUCGGAAAACUGUUGCCGUGGCCCAUUUCGUCAAUCAUUUCAAGUCGGAACACUCCGACGUGGGGAUUUGCUCCGUCGAGAGGGACAAAGAAUUGUGUGUACCGCUUGAUAUAUCGCUCGUCGAGCACGGUCUCCAUUUCUGUCUCACAAUGAUCACCGUCUAUCAAAUGAAUCGGGUCGAUUUCGUCAAGUCGGGCAGCUCGGAGAGCGUGAGACGCGCGUGCAGCAAGUUCUGUCAAAACGUGCCGGUCGACACGUUUUGGUUGAUGGCCAGCGGGUCCGUCGAGAGGAAAUCGAACGUGGCCUAUUGUUUUUUCUGGCUUUUGACCAAUUCGGAAGGGAGUUACAAGUGCUCGAUGGAGCUGAGUUCGAAGGACGAUUCAGUGUGUUUGUCCACGUACUGUGCAGUGACGAAUUUCGGUAAUGGCGAUUUUUCGCGAGCAGCGAAGGAACUGAGGGCGCUUCUGGUCACCCGGUCAUCGCUUAAGUUCAUUUUAAAGGAGGGCGCUCCGUUAAAUUUAAGGGUAACCGUCCAUUGAAACUUUGUCGCACGGUAAACGAUAAAGUGAA
Messenger RNA from Cylas formicarius (sweet potato weevil), 1038 nucleotides. RefSeq lists its product as uncharacterized. The transcript is spliced from 2 exons. NCBI's taxonomy places the organism in Eukaryota, Metazoa, Arthropoda, Insecta, Coleoptera, Brentidae. Bases 117 to 1007 code for a protein of 296 amino acids. The record is from RefSeq and is a predicted model, not a curated record.